AUGUUCAAGCUCGGCCGUAGUCGUGCUGUGGCUUCGGCCCUCAACGCCUCAAAGCUCCAGUUUGCUGCCCCUGCCGCUCGAUUCCCCGGCGUUCAACAACGACGAGCUCUGAGCAUUCACGAGUACCUCUCUGCCGACCUCCUCCGACAGUACGGCAUUGGUGUCCCCAAGGGUUCCGUCGCAAAGUCCGCCAAGGAGGCCAAGGAGAUCGCUGAGAAGAUUGGCAACGAUGAUAUGGUUAUCAAGGCCCAGGUCCUUGCCGGUGGCCGAGGAAAGGGUACCUUCGACAACGGCCUGAAGGGCGGUGUCCGUGUCAUCUACUCUCCCCACGAGGCCGAGAUGUUCGCCGAGCAGAUGAUCGGCCACAACCUCAUCACUAAGCAGACGGGCGCUGGCGGCCGUCUCUGCAACGCUGUCUACAUUUGCGAGCGCAAGUUUGCUCGUCGUGAGUUCUACCUCGCCAUCCUCAUGGACCGUCAGAACCAGUGCCCCGUCAUCGUCUCCUCUUCCCAGGGCGGUAUGGACAUUGAGACCGUCGCCAAGGAGACCCCCGAUGCCAUCCACACCAACUACAUCGACAUCAACGUUGGUGUCACCGACGAGGUUGCCCGCGACAUUGCCACUAAGCUUGGCUUCAGCGAGCAGUGCAUCGAGGAGGCCAAGGACACCAUCCAGAAGCUCUACAAGAUCUUCACCGAGAAGGACUCUACCCAGAUUGAGAUCAACCCUCUCUCCGAGACCUCCGACCACAAGGUUCUCUGCAUGGACGCCAAGUUCGGUUUCGACGACAACGCCGAGUUCCGACAGAAGGAUGUCUUUGAGUGGCGCGACACCACCCAGGAGGACCCCGAUGAGGUUCGCGCUGCUGAGUCCAACCUCAACUUCAUCAAGCUUGACGGUGAUAUCGGCUGCCUUGUCAACGGUGCCGGUCUUGCCAUGGCCACCAUGGAUAUCAUCAAGCUGAACGGAGGUCAGCCCGCUAACUUCCUCGACGUUGGUGGUGGUGCCACUCCCGCUGCUAUCCGAGAGGCUUUCGAGCUCAUCACCAGCGAUGCUAAGGUCACCGCUAUCUUUGUCAACAUUUUCGGUGGUAUUGUUCGAUGUGACGCCAUCGCCACUGGUCUCAUCAAGACUGUUGAGAGCAUGAACCUCCGAAUCCCCAUCAUUGCCCGUCUCCAGGGUACCAACGUUGAGCAGGCUCACCAGCUCAUCAACGACUCUGGUCUUAAGAUCUUCUCCAUCGAUGACCUACAAACCGCCGCCGAGAAGGCGGUCCAGCUGUCCAAGGUCGUCAAGAUGGCCCGUGACAUCGAUGUCGGUGUCGAGUUCACCCUCGGUAUCUAA
Messenger RNA from Fusarium tjaetaba, 1344 nucleotides. Its product is annotated as succinyl ligase. NCBI's taxonomy places the organism in Eukaryota, Fungi, Ascomycota, Sordariomycetes, Hypocreales, Nectriaceae. Gene Ontology annotation, molecular function: succinate-CoA ligase (ADP-forming) activity; ATP binding; metal ion binding. The coding region runs from base 1 to 1344 and encodes 447 amino acids. The record is from RefSeq and is a predicted model, not a curated record. The transcript has 4 exons. Gene Ontology annotation, cellular component: succinate-CoA ligase complex; mitochondrion. Gene Ontology annotation, biological process: succinyl-CoA metabolic process; tricarboxylic acid cycle.